Molecule: messenger RNA, 1080 nt
Organism: Pipistrellus nathusii (Nathusius's pipistrelle)
Lineage: Eukaryota; Metazoa; Chordata; Mammalia; Chiroptera; Vespertilionidae
Source: the annotation of a GenBank genome assembly
AUGGCGGUGGUGUCUGCGCUGGUGCGGAGACCCCUGGAGCAGGUCUCGGGGCUGCUGAGGAGGCGCUUUCACCGGUCGGCGCCGGCGGCGCUGCAGAUGACAGUUCGUGAUGCUAUAAAUCAAGGUAUGGAUGAGGAGCUGGAAAGAGAUGAGAAGGUCUUUCUGCUUGGGGAAGAAGUUGCCCAGUACGAUGGGGCUUACAAGGUUAGUCGAGGCCUAUGGAAGAAAUAUGGUGAUAAGAGGAUUAUAGACACACCCAUAUCUGAGAUGGGCUUUGCUGGAAUUGCCGUAGGUGCUGCUAUGGCUGGGUUGCGGCCCAUUUGUGAAUUUAUGACCUUCAAUUUCUCUAUGCAAGCCAUUGACCAGGUGAUAAACUCAGCUGCCAAGACCUACUACAUGUCUGGGGGCCUUCAGAACGUGCCCAUUGUCUUCAGGGGGCCCAAUGGGGCCUCAGCAGGCGUGGCUGCCCAACACUCACAGUGCUUUGCUGCCUGGUAUGGACACUGCCCGGGCUUGAAGGUGGUCAGCCCCUGGAAUGCAGAGGAUGCUAAAGGACUUAUUAAAUCAGCCAUUCGGGAUAACAAUCCAGUGGUGAUGCUAGAAAAUGAAUUGAUGUAUGGAGUUGCUUUUGAAUUUCCCCAAGAAGCUCAGUCAAAAGAUUUUCUGAUUCCUAUUGGAAAAGCCAAAAUAGAAAGGCAAGGGACACAUAUAACUGUAGUUGCCCACUCAAGGCCUGUGGGACACUGUGUGGAAGCUGCAGCAGUGCUAGCUAAAGAGGGAAUCGAAUGUGAGGUGAUAAACAUGCGAACCAUCAGACCAAUGGACAUUGAAACAAUAGAAGCCAGUGUCAUGAAGACCAAUCACCUUGUAACUGUGGAAGGAGGUUGGCCACAGUUUGGAGUAGGAGCUGAAAUUUGUGCCAGGAUCAUGGAAGGCCCUGCGUUCAAUUUCCUGGAUGCUCCUGCAGUUCGUGUCACCGGUACUGAUGUCCCUAUGCCUUAUGCAAAGAUUCUAGAAGACAACUGUGUACCUCAGGUUAAAGACAUCAUAUUUGCAAUAAAGAAAACAUUGAACAUCUAG